GAUACUACCCCCCUAGUCCUAGAUGAAUCAACACGCACCCUCUACAACCGCGCCAUCUCCAACCCCUCCUCACUAACCGAUCAAGAACGUCGACUCAUCACCUACCGCCCCCCACCAGACGAGGAAGACACCCUCUGUCGAAAUGCCUGCGGCUUGUCCAUGGGCGAACUAAUUACCAAAGCCAUCAAUGGCCGCAGCAACACCGGCGAUGACAUCCCACUUAGCAGCCUCGGUCUAAGCCAUAAAGAAGCCAGUCGUUUAACGACCGGCGUAAUCGAGGGACAAUCGGGCCGUAUCCUGUCCGAGGUGGCACGCCUUUCUUCCGAAGACCGGGACCUCAAGGCUCGAGCUAUAGUAGCGGCGAGGACAGACGAUAUUCGGGCUGCUAUUGAGGUGGCGCAGAGGGUUCUGCAGCGAUGGCGAAAGGUGGAAUUGGCGGCGGCCAACGCGCUGAACGAUGAUGACAUUAGGAAUAUUCUGUUUGCCUUGAAGAUCCCCUGGCAGGAGCAUGUACUGCAAUCCAGUUCAGCUUCGGCGCGUGAUUCUGCUCCUGUUUCUGGAUCUGGCCCGGGUGGUCAGGGACCUGGUGAAGAAGGUGGUCGCUUUGGUCUUGUGGUAUUUUACCCGAAAGAAGAGGAAGAAGAGGACGGAGGGCGCCUUCCAGGAUAUAAAUCCCUAAUCGGAACGGCUGUUUACCAUGGACUACACUAUUCAGCGAGGUUGAUUAAGGAUGAGACGAGAGACCGGUUCGCAUUGCACUGGGUGGCUGUUCCAGGUAAUACUAGUAAUAACAGUAUGGACCCGAGUGCAUUACGGAGGAGGUUCGGCACAAUGCUCCCAAAUGGUGAGGUCCCUGCUGGCUUUCGGCGCGAUGCUUUUCUAUAUCUGGAUGACGAGGCUUUCCGCUCGCGUGAAACGACACGGUCGUAUUUCUGGUUAGCUGAGCCUGAACCCCUGUUUGAGACAAAGACAGAGCACGAGACAAACCCAAAAUCGGAUACUGGAACUGGGACUGGAGCUGCGACUGGAGCUCAGCCUGAGGCUUUACAACCCCUUAAAGUCGACAUCAAGCAUAUCGCCCCGACUUUGUUUGCGCGAUUGGUCCAGCGCGAUCUCCAGGGCGAGGUGAGACGAAAGCCCUAUCGAUAUACCUCGGAGCUGACCAGGUUGCAUGCGGCCGUCAAUGCGAAAUAUAGAGAGGAUAGAGAUGGGAUUUGGCCGCCACCUGCUCGAUUCCAGUAG
Messenger RNA from Aspergillus costaricaensis CBS 115574, 1242 nucleotides. RefSeq lists its product as uncharacterized. The record is from RefSeq and is a predicted model, not a curated record. The transcript has a single exon. Lineage: Eukaryota; Fungi; Ascomycota; Eurotiomycetes; Eurotiales; Aspergillaceae. The annotation marks the transcript as partial.